This is a messenger RNA of Acipenser ruthenus (sterlet), 2381 nucleotides long. RefSeq lists its product as uncharacterized. The record is from RefSeq and is a predicted model, not a curated record. The coding region runs from base 105 to 1184 and encodes 359 amino acids. The transcript has 9 exons. Gene Ontology annotation, molecular function: ubiquitin-protein transferase activity. NCBI's taxonomy places the organism in Eukaryota, Metazoa, Chordata, Actinopteri, Acipenseriformes, Acipenseridae.
CAAGACAGGAGACAUCAACUAUUGAUGAAGAAGUUCGUCAAUUGUUUCAAGGGCGGAAUGUGGUCGCUGAUCGUCCCGCUCAAAAUAAUUCCCCUGCAUUCAAUAUGCAAAGAAACUUUAUCACAUCUGGAGCAGUUCCAGGGAUUUUAAAUAGAAGGGCCAGAAAGAGACCCAGAAAUGUUUGUGGCCCUUUCCACAAAGAUGUUUGUCUACUAACGGGUCCCAAUGACACAGACGUCCCGAAAGGCAAAAUACGCUUAUACCUGGCAGAGCAAGGGCAUCUGGUUUUAGGUGUGAGAUUUAUGAAGGAGUGGGAGCCAUAUGAGGUGCAAAACCACUUGCACACAGUCUUUGAAAGAAACCUGACAGAAAACAUUCAAUUUGAAAUAAUGGUGACACUCCACAACAAAUUAAUAAAGCCAAGUCUGGAGCGAGACCAAAAGAUGAAUGGACUGUUACUAAAUAAAAUUUUCAAGCAAAAAACUGUGUACCUUCGUCCAUCUUUACAACUGCUGGUCGUUCCUGCAAAUGCAAAGAAGAACAGAGGUACUCUGUCAAAUAAUGAUGAUGAUGAUAUUGAAAUAGAUUUGACUGAUUUCAGUCCACCAAUGAACAGCCUGAAUGUAACAGUUCUUCAGGUCAUUGAGGAUGCUCCUUCAGAACUCAUAGAUGCUCCGUAUUCGACAGCAGGUUCAGAUGGGCCUCUUAUCAUAACAGAAGAAGAAAAUGCCACAGUUUCCAGGGUUCUUGAUUGUCCAAGUGAAUGGCAGUAUGCUGCUUUAUUUGUUGAUGAAGAGCUCAGCGAAAGCUUUGAAGAUCCAAUACCCCUUUCCACUGGUAUUGAAACAUCCCACCAUGAACGAGAUAUUGGGGAUAUUCUCUGUGAGCUGGCCUCCCAGAUUGAUACAGAAAAUGUUUCCCUGUUUAAUAUCAGCCGGAAUCACCUAUGGGAAGGAGCGAAACGAGGCUUUAAAAAAAAAACUUUCUUACCUUGCAAAAGGCUUUCGGUGAAAUUUAUGGACGAUAUAGGAGUGAGCGAAGGAGCCGUCGACCUCGGAGGACCAAGGAGAGUUUUUUUAACCAUGCUAAUGGAGUCCUUGCACCAAGGAAGCCUCUUUGUGGGACCAGACCAUGCCAAGUUCCUAAACUACAUUAGUGGAUGUAAUGAAUCCAUGCUUUUUUAAUUCUUUAUCAUUACGUUUUCAGUCUGUCUAGGUCUAACAUUCUUUAUUUCAGUGAUAGUCUCGGAUGACUAUUUUUAUGCGGGUAUGACUAUUGCAACAUCACUGGUUCAUGGAGGACCUGGCCCACAGUUCUUAUCACCAGUACUUUUUGAGGCGCUUUCAAGUACACCCGAGUCCACAUUUGUGGCAGUGCAAGAUAUCCCUGAUAUGGACAUAAGGAACUAUCUGGAGAAGCUUCUAACUUACCAGGAAGAACAUUCAAACACAGCAAACUUAUUUUGAACCAAUCCAAACUCUGAUACAGCUGGCUGGAAUACACAAAAUUAAAGGAAGGGCUGAAAACUCUAGGUGUACUGGAUGCUAUGACCAAGUAUCCCAAUGCAUUCAAGCAUGUCAUGUGCUACACAGAAGACACCCUCACAGCCAAGACAUUUGAUGAUAUCUUCCGCCCUGUUCUACACCCAUUGGGCUCCAAUAAAAGGGGAACAGAAAAUCUUGUAUUGUCUCACUGGAAAGACUUUAUACAAGAACUACAAGAUGAGCCAUCAGAUGUCACAUUGAAGUCAUUACUAUUCUUUAUUACUGGCUGCAAGACCGUACCACCACUGGGAUUCAGACCAGAACCCACUGUAGAUUUUUUACAUGAUGCUGAGGACAAUGGAGAGAAAUCAAGAUUUCCAAAGGCAAAUACAUGCAACUGCACGCUGUUUUUGCCAACUGUACAUGUAGUUUAUGAAGAAUUCACUGAAGCCAUGAGAUAUGCUGUUCUAAAUUGUCAGGGCUUUGGCUUUGCAUAGUCAACUAUUGAUCUUCUGGUGUGCUGGAUGGUAGGGAUGCUCCAGAUAAAACCAAAGAAAGGAAAAAUAAAAAAAAAAUGAGAAAAAAAAUACAGUAUACUGGAUUUCUUGUUUUUCCUGGUCCUGGGGAGAUCUGUGUGUUCUGUUUUUUUUUCCCCAACUCAAUGAUUUAAUUGCACCCUUCAUUUAACUAAUAGUUUACCUAAUCUGAGCUUUUUCUUUUCUUUGGAGCUCUUAAAGUUAAUUUGAAGUUACAGGUAUAGAAAAGAAUUGUGAAACACUGCUUUAACCAAUUCAUCAGUUUCAAACAACAAACACUAAAUGGGCAACUGAUUUGAUCAUUUAUUAUUUCCAUGGCAAAUGCAAAUUUAUUUAUAUUAAAUAUUAUUUGUAUUAAAUA